Triticum aestivum (bread wheat) is the source of this 471-nucleotide messenger RNA. Its product is annotated as aspartic proteinase Asp1-like. Gene Ontology annotation, biological process: proteolysis. Bases 54 to 338 code for a protein of 94 amino acids. The transcript is spliced from 2 exons. The record is from RefSeq and is a predicted model, not a curated record. Lineage: Eukaryota; Viridiplantae; Streptophyta; Magnoliopsida; Poales; Poaceae. Gene Ontology annotation, molecular function: aspartic-type endopeptidase activity.
GGUUGACGCUGUUCCUGCCUCCAGCAAUCCGCCAUCACCUUGCCCCUCGCGCCAUGGCGCCCGCCUGCCUCCUAUUGCCACUCCUCCUGCUCCCCUUCGCCCCAGGUCCAGCACAGGCCGCGACGCCGGCAAGGUCUCCGUCGGCGUCAGCAUCAUCCUCCUCCACGUCCGUCGUGUUCCAGCUCCAGGGCGACGUAUAUCCCACCGGGCAUUACUAUGCCACCAUGAACAUUGGGGAUCCGGCGAGGCCCUACUUCUUGGACAUUGACACCGGCAGUGACCUCACUUGGCCGCAGUGCGACGCUCCCUACCAAAGCUGCAACAAGGUAGAGUACUAGAGUACGCGUCAGUGUGAAAUCUAAUCCAAUACUAGUUUGAGCAUAACUGCAUUCAAAAUUCCAGUUACUGGUCACUAUUCUAAUGCAGUAUAGAAAAAUUUCGAUUUAACGAUGCCACAUUGUUGACCUUCGA